UUCUUUGCUGAUAAAAUUUUAUUUGACACACUUUCCUUCUUAUAAUAUGUUUAGAAAAGAAUGACACACUUCUACGGAAACAAUUAACUUUACACUUUCAGUUUUACCCUUAAUGAAACUUUUAAUUAAUUGAGCACCCUAGGACUUAUGGUUCACCAAAGCCGGAUGUGUGGUAGGCACACGAUAGAAUGCUAAGCCUAGUAUUUAAGUGGAGAAAGGAAGAUGAGGGGGCCAAUUGUCCAUGGAGUUCCAAGGCUGGAAACUUCUUGGUUAACAGCAAAGGAAUAAAAGGAUUAAUUUGCAGCAACUGAACUGUAUGCGUGAUUUCAGAUUGUAAGCAGGUCCUUCUUGAUAGAAUUGAUGUUCUUUUGUCCAUCGUUUCCAGUAUAAUCACAUGACGGCAAGAUUUUUUUUAAUUUUUUUUUAAUCACUAAUAUAUCCGUUUAAAAGAUGGCCAACAAGUUUAUUGAUGUCUUUCAGAAACCACAUUUUUGGUUUCCUUGGUUAUAAUUGAUAGGUUAAGAAUAACAGAACGAAUGAUUCUUAUGGGCAGUACGAUGAGUAUGUGUAGUGUUUGACAAAAAGGCAGUAAAGAAAAUGCAAGAAGAGUCUUAAAAAGGGGUUUUCAUUGACAAAAGAUAGAAAUUAAACUAAUUCCUUAUAUAUUAGUACUAAGGAGAAGUGUACUGAUCCAAUCAUAAAUCAAUACCCUAGUACUAUUCCCCAACGGAUAAAAAGCUGGCAAGACACUUAUCAUUCUAAAGGGCUAGGCCAUACUUUUUUAGGCAAGCAUAAUAGCUAAAAACCUAAGGGGCUAAACUGAUAAUAUGAAACUAUUCUUAUUUCUGGAUUUGGGCCCAACUCCAUUGACCUUUCUUUUCAUCUUCUUCAUUCAUUUCAAGCUGAGCGGAUAGUCCGUUCCGCUACUUCCCGUUCCCUUUGAGAAUGUCGACAAUCAUGGUUGAAAUUUUGGAAAUUGAGAAGUGAGGAAGGAAUAAUCCUCCCAAGUAGCAUCCUCCGAAGCUAAGUUGGUCCACUGAACCAGCACUUGGGUCACCACCCGAGCUCCCGGCUCGGCACAAAAGUUGACCAUCUGGUUUGCUCAAGGGCGAAUCUUUUGCUGGAAAAACAUUUGGCCCAAGCUUCUUUUUCAGUUAGGACACGUAAAAGACCAGAUGAAUUUGGGAUUCACUGGGAAGCUGGAGCUCAUAUGCCAGUGGACUAAUCUUCUUGACUACAUGACCCUCAAUGAUGUCCAUGGAUAUGUGCUCCCAAGCCCUCCUGGAAAUGGUAAUGGCUGCAAAAAUCGGGGCUUGGAAGACGUCUCGAGUCAAUGGUUCUACCACUGGAGCUCUUGCAACAGUUCAAAACCUCAGAUUUUCCAAAUCCGCAUGAAUAUGAAGUAUGGCAGAGGAGAAACUUGAAACUACUUGAGGCUGGACUUGUCUUGCAUCCGUACUUGCCUCUGGAUGAGACAGACACACGUCCUAGACAGCUUCAGCAUAUUAUACAUGGGGCUCUGGUAAAACCCAUGGAUACGGGGAAGCACAGUGAAUCAAUGCAAGUACUCAGGAAUCUUGCGACAUCCCUUGCUUGCAGAUCAUUUGAUGGGUCGAGUCCCGAGAUAUGCCAUUGGGCAGAUGGCACUCCAUUGAAUAUCCGACUCUACCAAAUAUUGCUUGAAGCUUGUUUUGAUGUGAACGAUCAGACCUCUGUUAUUGAAGAAAUUGAUGAGGUCUUAGAAAUCAUAAAAAAGACUUGGGUAAUACUUGAUAUAGACCAGAUAUUCCAUAAUAUUUGCUUUUCAUGGGUUUUAUUUCAUCGAUAUGUUUCAACCAGCCAAGUUGAAAACGACCUGCUAUUUGCCGCUGAUAAUCUGUUAUCGGAGGUAGCAAAUGAUGCCAAGGCAGUAAAACACCCAAGUUGCUCUCAGACCUUGAGUUCUCUGCUUGGCUUGAUCCUAGGUUGGGCUGAGAAAAGGCUGCUUGCAUACCAUGACAGCUUUUACAGGGACAAUGUUGAUAUCAUGCAAAGUCUUCUCUCUAUGGGUUUAUCAGCUACCAAAAUUUUGGUCGAACACAAUUCGAGCAACUAUCAGAAGAAGAAGAAAGAGGUUGAUGUUGAAUUUAGCAGCGUUGAUACUUACAUCAGGGCUUCGAUGCUCAGCGCCUUUUCUCAGGAAAAGGAGAGGUUGAUAUCAAGCAGAAAGUCCUCUAAAAAACAGCAGAAUUCACUUCCCAUCCUUUCUAUCCUGGCCCAAAAUGUUACUGAUCUGGCUUUCAAUGAGAAGGAAAUAUAUAGUGCUGUUCUGAAGAGAUGGCACCCUAUUGCAACUGGUGUAGCUGUUGCUGCACUUCAUGCUUGCUAUGGAAGUGAGCUGAAGAAAUUUGUUUCGGGGAUAAGUGAGUUGACUCCGGAUGCUCUACAGGUGUUGAUAGCAGCUGACAAGCUGGAGAAAGAUCUUGUACAGAUGGCUGUUGCGGACGCUGUUGACAGUGAAGAUGGAGGAAAGUCAUUAAUUAAAGAGAUGACUCCUUAUGAAGCUGAAGCUGUGAUAGCAAACCUGGUCAAAUCAUGGAUAAGGACUAGAAUAGACAGACUUAAGGAAUGGGUCAACAGGAAUCUGCAACAAGAGGUCUGGAACCCUCAUGCAAAUAAAGAGCGAUUUGCUCCCUCUGGAGUGGAGGUCCUACGCAGCAUAGAUGAGACUUUCGAAGCAUUUUUUUUGUUACCAAUACCUAUGCAUCCAGCUUUGCUUCCAGAGUUAAUGAAUGGCCUUGAUGGUUGCCUUCAGAACUACAUAUUGGAGGCUAUAUCUGGCUGUGGAUGCCGAAGUACCUUUGUUCCAACUAUGCCUGCUUUGACUAGAUGCUCAGCUGGGUCAAAGUUUAGUGUGUUCAGGAAGAAAGAGAGGCCGGCUAUGGUUUUGCUUAAGAAAUCUCAUAAUGGGACCACUAAUGGAGAUGAUUCUUUCAGUAUACCUCAGUUGUGUGUCCGUAUUAAUACUUUGCACUGCAUACGAAAAGAAUUAGAUGUGCUAGAGAAAAGGACAAUUUCCCAACUGAGGGAUAAUAUACGUGUUCAUGAUGAUAAUCUUGUUAAUGUGUUGGGCAAAGGUUUUGAGCUGUCAGCAGCUGCUUGUCUGGAAGGGAUUCAGCAGCUUUCUGAGGCAAUUGCAUAUAGAGUCAUCUUCCAUGAGUUGAGUCAUGUCUUCUGGGAUUACCUGUAUGUAGGGGAUGUUUCAUCAUCCCGAAUUGAACCUUUCCUACAGGAGCUGGAGGAAAUCCUUGAGAUCAUAUCAGCAACAGUUCAUGACAGGGUCCGGACACGUGUAAUCACUAAAGUAAUGAAAGCCUCUUUUGAUGGAUUCCUGUUUGUUUUGCUGGCCGGAGGACCUUCUCGUUCUUUUUUACUGGCUGAUGCUGCAAUUAUUGAUGAAGAUUUGAAGUUCCUAAUGGAUCUAUUCUGGUCGGAUGGGGAUGGAUUGCCAGCUGACCUUAUAGACAAGUUUUCAACUACUUUGAAAGGCAUUCUUCCUCUUUUCCACACUGAUACUGCUAUUCUAAUUGAGCAAUUUGAGCAUGCAGUUCAAGAUAAUUUUGCCCCGUCAGCUAAAUCCAGACUUCCCUUGCCUCCUACAUCAGGUAACUGGAGUCCUACCGAGCCCAGCACCAUUAUGCGCGUUCUGUGUUAUCGAAAUGAUAAAAUGGCAACUAAGUUUCUAAAGAAGAACUACAACUUCCCCAAGAAACUGUAACUGUUCACUUGGUUGGAAAAUGAGUGAGGUGAUAUUAGCUAACUGUAACACUGGAUCUUGGAUUAGGUUGUUCAUAUUAGGAAGCUGCGUGAUUAUUUUGUACAGAAUACUUGUGAUUUAUUGAGGGCAUAUAACUUGACUGUGAGUAAGUUGACAGAGGAUAACGUCAGUUUAUAAAGUGAGAUCUUGAGGAUUACUGUCGAGGAGUGAAAGCAUAUCGUGUCUGAAAAUGUGGUACAAAGUUUAUCUUAUAGACGACUACGUUACCAGCUGAAUGGAUGUCAUUCUUGUUCCAAACCUUCUAUGUACCUUUCUAGAUGUUCUUUCUCCCUGAUAGGUACCUAAUGUUUUUUGGAUUUGUAGCUGUAUUUUCUUUCUUUGGUGUUUUAUUAUGUAUUCCGAAAAGAAAGGUUUCAUGAGCUUUUACCUAUGGAAGUUUAGAGAAACAGUUUUGUUUUGUUCCUGAGAUAUGCUUAACUGCUUGAAGUGGGUUGUGUGUUUAA
Nicotiana attenuata is the source of this 4260-nucleotide messenger RNA. RefSeq lists its product as uncharacterized. The transcript has 6 exons. Bases 1334 to 3757 code for a protein of 807 amino acids. The record is from RefSeq and is a predicted model, not a curated record. NCBI's taxonomy places the organism in Eukaryota, Viridiplantae, Streptophyta, Magnoliopsida, Solanales, Solanaceae.